This is a messenger RNA of Hevea brasiliensis (rubber tree), 908 nucleotides long. RefSeq names its product syntaxin-52. Gene Ontology annotation, biological process: vesicle-mediated transport; vesicle fusion; intracellular protein transport. Bases 160 to 861 code for a protein of 233 amino acids. Gene Ontology annotation, cellular component: SNARE complex; membrane; endomembrane system. Lineage: Eukaryota; Viridiplantae; Streptophyta; Magnoliopsida; Malpighiales; Euphorbiaceae. The record is from RefSeq and is a predicted model, not a curated record. Gene Ontology annotation, molecular function: SNARE binding; SNAP receptor activity. The transcript has 6 exons.
CGCUCUCAAAUACGACUCCGUUUUGAUCACGGCUCAAAUCUUAAUGCCCCCUUCUCUCUCUCUCUCUCUCAACAUCCAAAAUCACAUUUCUGAUCGCAGCAAAUAAAAGCAAACACAGUGAGAUUAUCUGUUGAUCAGCUAAGUUAUCAUUUAGGCAAAAUGGCAUCUUCUACAGACCCAUGGAUGAAGGAACAUAAUGAAGCAGCAAAGCUUGCAGAGGAUAUCAAUGGCAUGAUUGCAGAAAGGAGUCCUUUUCCUGCUUCGGGGCCCGAAACACAGCGUCAUGCAUCUGCUAUACGGAGGAAGAUUACAAUUUUAGGGACUAGGCUUGAUAGCUUACAGUCCCUUUUGACCAAACUUCCUGGCAAGCAGCAUAUAUUGGAAAAAGAGAUGAAUCGUCGCAAGGACAUGGUUGCAAAUUUGAGAACAAAAGUAAACCAAAUGGCUUCCGCAUUGGAUAUGUCAAACUUUGCCAACAGGGAUAGCUUGUUUGGUCCAGAAAUAAAGCAAGCCGAUGCCAUGCGUAGAACGGAAGGCUUGGACAACCAUGGCAUUGUCGGUCUUCAACGGCAAAUUAUGAAAGAGCAAGAUGAGGGCCUUGGGAAGUUGGAGGAGACAGUAACAAGUACAAAACAUAUUGCCUUGGCAGUCAAUGAAGAACUUGGUCUUCACACCAGGCUUAUUGAUGACUUGGACCAACAUGUGGAUGUUACCGACUCCCGCUUACGGCGAGUGCAGAAGAAUCUGGCUAUUCUGAACAAGCGUACAAAGGGUGGCUGCUCCUGCUUGUGCAUGCUUUUGGCUGUUGUCGGGAUUGUGAUUCUGGUUGUCAUCAUAUAUCUACUGAUAAAAUAUUUGUAACACUGCCAACAGAAAACGUAUAUAUUUUCCUCGUUAUUGUUGUGUGA